AUGUUCUCGCGGAAGUGCCGGAAUCACAUCUUCAAUGGCGGCGCUGGAGGCGGAGGCUCACUCCUGGUUCAAUCACUCGUUAAUUACUCCACAGCCACCAAGAUUGCCCCAUCCCAGAAUGGCAUUUUGACGAACUACCUCGUUAAGUCACUUGGGUUCUCCAAAGAAGUCGCCAUUUCCACUUCAAGCAAGGUAACUCGAUUAAAGCCCCUUAAAUAUAGUCCUAAUUCAGUGAUCAAUUAUUUCGAAAAUUUGGGCAUGAGUAAAUCCCAACUCAGAACGAUUGUGUCCUUGUACCCCAACAUCUUAUUUUGGAACGUUGAGAGAAGUUUGGCUCCCAAAAUUAAGGUUUUAGAAGAACUUGGCUUAUCUGGGUUAGACAUUGUAAGAAUUUUUAUGGUUCAUAAGUGCCUUUUGGUGAGAGGAGUGAAUAGCUAUAUGAGACCCCGGAUUGAGUGUUAUAAAGAACUGUUUGACACUGAUAUCAGGGUAGCUGCUUUUAAGAGAUAUGCCUUGAGGACUUAUAAAGUUAAGCAUGUUAAACAGAAUUUAUUGUUGCUGCAAAGUAUUGGGUUUACCUGUGCUGAUAUUGUCAAACUUAUGGCUAAAGAUGCAAAAAAUAUUUUGUUCUUAAGUGGCGAAAAGCUUCAGGAUACAGUUCGCAGGGUUGAAAAUGAUUUGGGGAUUCCUCGUGUAUCCGCCUUCUUCUACUAUGGGAUGUAUGUGCUCAGCUCAUAUCGCCAGUCUAACAUUGACGCGAAGUUUGAAACAUUUAAGAGUUUUGGCUGGUCAGAUGCUGAAAUCCUUGCUCUGGUUAGGAAUUCUCCUCUUAUUUUGUGCAUGUCACCACAUACAAUGAGAAGAUCUUUAGAUUGUUUUAUGAAGGAGUUUGGAUAUAGUUCGGAGUACUUGGUUUCACACCCUGUGCUUCUAGCCUUGAGUUUAGAACGGAGAGUAAAACCUAGGAUUGAAGUUCAGAAAGUUUUGAUCGAGAUGAAUCUUAACAAGGGGAAGACAGCCCUCUACACUCUUUUAAUUAAACCAGAGGCCAAGUUUCUGAAGGAUCAUGUCCUAAAGUACAAGGAUAUAUUACCCAACAUGUGCGCAGAAUAUUUGAAGAUGGUUGGAAAACAGAAGAUGGAGCAAUUAGGUGUUUUGAGGUAA
Oldenlandia corymbosa var. corymbosa is the source of this 1164-nucleotide messenger RNA. Lineage: Eukaryota; Viridiplantae; Streptophyta; Magnoliopsida; Gentianales; Rubiaceae. The record is from the annotation of a GenBank genome assembly.